This is a messenger RNA of Dujonia railenensis, 1266 nucleotides long. Lineage: Eukaryota; Fungi; Ascomycota; Pichiomycetes; Serinales; Debaryomycetaceae. The record is from the annotation of a GenBank genome assembly.
AUGAUAUUUAGCUCGGAUCAUCGCAUUUUUAUAGCAUUUUUCCUUUUUGGACUCCUUAAUAACAUUCUUUAUGUAGUAAUCUUAUCUGCGGCAAUUGAUCUUGUGGGGUCACUGACUCCCAAGGCCAUUGUGUUAUUGGCAGAUGUUCUGCCCUCAUUCUUGGUUAAGUUGACGGCCCCAUUCUUCAUACACCUUAUUCCAUACCAUUUUAGGGUGUGGUCAUUGGUUGGGAUGUCAACCUUGGGGAUGCUUAUAGUCAGUUUGGCGCCCUUCAUUAGCUGGAAGAUUGGUGGUAUAAUAUUAGCCUCUGUGUCAUCUGGUUUGGGUGAAUUGACAUUUUUGCAAUUGACUCAUUAUUACAAGGAAACCACUUCAAUUUCUGGAUUUUCUUCAGGAACAGGAGGUGCUGGGUUAGCUGGGAGCUUCAUAUUUAUGGUGUUGACCAAUUUAUUGGGAUUGAACGUACAGACCACGUUACUUUUGUUUUCAGUAGUUCCCUUUGCCUUUUUAUUUGGGUACUACGUUUUGUUGCCUCUGCCGAUUAUAGGUGGGUACGCACGAAUUGGCGAUGAGGAAUUGACUUUACAUCUGGCCAAUCCCGAUGUGAAUGUAGAUGUGAAUCUGGAAGUGCGUCCGGUUGUUGAACAUAGCGAAGUGUAUGUUCCUUCAGAAGAUUUGGCCUUGAAACUCAAAGCUCACAUAUUACAUACCAUUUCGGAAAUAAAGCCACUUCUCGUGCCUUAUAUGAUACCCUUGUGCUCGGUGUAUAUAUCUGAAUACGUUAUAAAUCAAGGUAUCUCGCCAACUUUACUCUUUCCAUUAGAUGAUCUCCCUCACUGGUUGUUCCUGAGUUACAGAGAUAUCUAUGUCGUGUACGGGUUUCUCUACCAACUUGGAGUUUUCAUUUCCAGAUCUUCAAUUCAUUACAUACGAUUAAAGAAUUUGUACUGGCUCUCAAUUCUUCAAUUUAUCAACGUUAUCAUAACGAUAAUUCAGUCCACCAGUUUCACAUUCCCCUUCAGUAACAUAUGGCUCCUUUUGGUGUUAAUUUUCUACGAAGGUUUAUUAGGUGGUUUCCUGUAUGUCAACACCUUUAUGUCGGUAAGCGAAGAGGUGCCUAAGCUGAAACGUGAAUUCUCCAUGGGUUGCGUUGGAAUUAGUGACAGUUUUGGUGUCGUAGUGGCCGGGUGUCUCAACUGGUGGUUGGAAGGAAAGUUGUGUGAGUACCAAGUAGGAAAGGGAAGGAAUUGGUGUAGAACAGGUUAG